Fraxinus pennsylvanica is the source of this 1779-nucleotide messenger RNA. NCBI's taxonomy places the organism in Eukaryota, Viridiplantae, Streptophyta, Magnoliopsida, Lamiales, Oleaceae. The record is from the annotation of a GenBank genome assembly.
AUGUUAGAGCAGUUACUAAUAUUUACUAGAGGAGGUUUAAUCCUCUGGACUUGCAAAGAGCUUGGAAAUGCUCUUAGAGGUUCUCCCAUUGACACACUGAUUAGAUCCUGUCUUUUGGAGGAACGAUCUGGUGCAGCAUCAUACAAUUAUGAUGCAGCUGGUGCUUCUUACACUCUUAAAUGGACAUUUCACAAUGAGCUUGGGCUUGUAUUUGUUGCUGUGUAUCAGCGGAUUCUCCACCUCGUGUAUGUGGAUGACUUGCUUUCAAUGGUUAAGCGAGAGUUCUCUGAAAUUUAUGAUCCAAAACGGACAUCCUACAAUGACUUUGAUGACAUAUUUCAGCAGCUUAAGAAAGAAGCUGAGGCUCGUGCAGAUGAAAUGAAGAAAUCAAAACAGGUAGGUAAGCCUGUAAAUAACAAUCUUGGUAAGAAGCAAGGACAGGUUCUAAAGGGGAGUAUGGAUGGCAGCAAUAAAAAAAACAAUGGAGGUGAAUCUGAAAACGGGGGUGGAAAUGAUGACAAGCUGAAAGGUCACUUGUUGGAAAAUGGGAAUUUUAACAAAAAUCAUGUUGUAAAUGGGGAAUCGCCCAGAAUAGUUAAUGGUAAUGGUAAAGAGAAUGGAAGUUCCAAUGUUGGGGCUUUUGAUGUAAAUAAGCUACAGAAGAUUAGGGGUAAAGUUGGAAAGAAAACUGAUACUACUGUUAACAAAGUUUCCAAGGUAGAACCGAAGAAAAAGGUAGUGAAAAAGAAUAGAGUUUGGGAUGAUUCACCGAUAGAGCCAAAACUGGACUUUACUGAUCCAGUCAGUGAGAAUGGGGAAGAGAAUAUAGCAAUUGUAGCAGCGGAUCAAGGUGAGAGUAUGAUGGACAAAGAGGAGAUUAUAAGCAGUGAAAGUGACUCAGAGGAGGAGGACAUAGGGAAGAACAGUAAGGUUGAGACAAAGAAGAAAGGCUGGUUCUCAUCCAUGUUCCAGAGUAUCGCGGGAAAGGCAAAUUUGGAGAAAGCCGAUCUAGAACCAGCACUGAAGGCACUCAAGGACAGGCUUAUGACCAAGAAUGUGGCAGAGGAAAUAGCUGCAAAACUUUGUGAAUCGGUAGCAGCAAGUCUUGAGGGAAAAAAGCUGGCCUCUUUUACAAGAAUUUCUUCGACAGUGCAGGCAGCAAUGGAAGAAGCUCUUGUUCGCAUAUUAACCCCCAGGCGGUCCAUUGACAUUUUAAGGGAUGUUCAUGCUGCACAGGAACAAGGAAAACCAUAUGUUGUCGUUUUUGUAGGAGUAAAUGGAGUUGGAAAAUCUACAAAUCUUGCUAAGGUUGCUUACUGGCUUCAGCAGCAUAAGAUAAAAGUCAUGAUGGCUGCUUGUGAUACAUUCCGAUCUGGGGCUGUUGAGCAGCUUCGUACUCAUGCACGUAGACUCCAGAUUCCAAUAUUCGAGAAGGGUUAUGAGAAAGAUCCUGCCAUUGUAGCGAAGGAAGCAAUACAGGAAGCUGGUCGAAAUGGUUCAGAUGUUGUUCUUGUUGAUACAGCUGGUCGAAUGCAGGAUAAUGAACCACUAAUGCGAGCUCUGUCGAAGCUUAUCUACGUUAACAGUCCAGAUCUUAUCUUGUUUGUUGGUGAGGCACUUGUGGGGAAUGAUGCUGUGGANCUUUAUUUAGAAGUGGGAGCUGCAUUGUCAAUGGUAUACAUUUCGGGAUCACCUGUCAUGUUUGUUGGAUGUGGACAAUCUUACACUGAUUUGAAGAAGCUCAAUGUCAAGUCCAUCGUCAAGACACUCCUCAAAUAA